AUGACCUCCAGACCAAAACGAGCAGCCUCGCCGCUCAUCGAGCCUAAACCGUCUCGUCUGAAACCGUUUAAGAACCGCGACGGUCUAGGAGCCUACAUCAAAUCCCCCGAGUCCUUCUCCGCUACAACUGUCAUAUCCCAUUCGCCUGAGUUCGUGGUAAUUCACGACCUGUACCCUAAAUCCGCCGUACACCUGCUCAUCCUCCCCCGAGAUCCGAAGAAAUUCUUCCAGCACCCAUUCAAGGCCUUUGAGGAUGCAGAUUUCCUUGAAAGCCAUUAUAAUAGCUUUUCGACGCCGUUUUUUGUUGAGCUUGAUGCGUUUCCGCUGGCGGAGGACGAUGAGCGCAGACAUCCUGAUAGAGAAGGGUAUCUGAAGUCGGAUCUGAAGUGUUGGAGGUGUGGCCAGAAUUAUGGGUCUAAGUUCGCGCAGCUUAAGGCACAUUUGGAAGAUGAGUUUGAGGAAUGGAAACGGAUAUAA
Messenger RNA from Nannizzia gypsea CBS 118893, 477 nucleotides. RefSeq lists its product as hypothetical. The transcript has 2 exons. The coding region runs from base 1 to 477 and encodes 158 amino acids. The record is from RefSeq and is a predicted model, not a curated record. Gene Ontology annotation, biological process: single strand break repair; double-strand break repair. Gene Ontology annotation, molecular function: double-stranded RNA binding; DNA 5'-adenosine monophosphate hydrolase activity; single-stranded DNA binding. Lineage: Eukaryota; Fungi; Ascomycota; Eurotiomycetes; Onygenales; Arthrodermataceae. Gene Ontology annotation, cellular component: nucleus.